AUGGAGAAGUUCUCACAGUUUCGCGAUAGAGGCUCCGGCAUCUCCCCCUUCCUACCGGUGACGACACCCUCCUCGAUCCCGGCCACCAUCUUCCACGCGAUCCUCUUCCUCACCCGCCUCCCCUUCUUCCUCACCUACGCAACGGCGUAUUUCCUCGUCCUACACCACCUCCCCCUGCUCCCCACAUUCGCGCGCAAGCUCCUCCUCUGGUCACUCCUCGCGAUCCCGGGGGUGUGGUGGGUAGACCUCCAACUCGACGGCGUCAAGCGCGGCUCGCUCAGCCAACAACCACGCUCCCGCGUCCCCCACGCGCGCUCCAUCAUCGCCGCCAAUUGCACCUCCCCAAUCGACGCCCUCUACCUCGCCGCCGUCUUCGACCCCAUCUUCGUCGCCUCGCACCCGGCCUCCCGCAAAGUCCGCCCCAUCUCCCUUCUCACCGCCAUCGCCUCCGCCCUCUCCCCCAGCGCGCAACUCCUCACCCUCGAGGAGUGGGAAAACCAACACCCCCCUUCCUCGCUAACCACCCUCCGCGCCCUCACCACCCGCUUCCCGGACCGCGUCAUCGCGGUCUUCCCCGAAUGCGGCACGACCAACGGCAAGGGCAUCCUGCCGCUGGGACCCAGCCUGCUGACCGCGCCGGCCGAGAGCGCCAUCUUCCCGCUGAGCCUGCGGUACGCCCCGCCCGACGUCACCACCCCCGUGCUCGGCUGGGCCGGGUGGGCCGGUUUCGUGUGGAAGCUGCUCGGUCGGCCGACGCAUUGUGUGCGCGUGCGCAUUGCGCAGGCGGUGCAUAAUACGGCGGCGGCGCCGAAUGGGGCGCCGGAGAGGGCGGCGGGGGCUGCGGUUGGGGGUGCGGGUGGUGGUGGUGGUGGUUGGGAGGGGCGCGCGGAGGACCAGCCGACGGCGGAGGAGCAGCAGUUGCUGGAUGGGGUUGGGGAGGCGUUGGCGCGGUUGGGGAGGGUGAAGAGGGUUGGGUUGACGUUGAAGGAUAAGAAGAGGUUUUUGACGUCUUGGGCGAAGAGGUGA
Chaetomium globosum CBS 148.51 is the source of this 1026-nucleotide messenger RNA. RefSeq lists its product as uncharacterized. The transcript is spliced from 2 exons. Lineage: Eukaryota; Fungi; Ascomycota; Sordariomycetes; Sordariales; Chaetomiaceae. Bases 1 to 1026 code for a protein of 341 amino acids. The record is from RefSeq and is a predicted model, not a curated record.